UUCACACAUCAUUCUUCAAUCUAUUUAAGACAGCAGUUGUGAUUUUCGGGACUUCACUAGCUGAAGUUUGUUAAACACACAGCCAAUAUGUUAGCUCCGAAGAUAGUUCUCAUUACUGGUGCCAACAGAGGUAUUGGUCUCGAGUUUGUCAAACAGUUCCUCCAGCUCAAGUCGCCACCAAAGCAUCUGUUCGCUUGUUCCAGACAGCCGGAAACAGCAAAGGAUCAAUCUUCAAUAGAUAGUGCAAAUGCAUUUGUAGCGUCAAAAGUACAAGGCGAUGGCGUGAAUCUCCGUAUCAACAAUGCUGGAAUCGGCGUUCUUUCCAACAUACAUGAGGCAAAUCGUGAAGUGAUGGCCAAAGUAUAUGAAAUCAAUGCGAUCGGACCACUGAUGGUGGUUAAGAGCUUCUUGCCACUGUUGAAGCAAGCAGCAAGUGUCGACCCCGCUGCACCUCUGUCAUGCAACCGCGCCGCAAUAAUAAACAUAUCGACAUCCCUUGCAUCAAUUUCGGGAAAUACUUCAAUCGGAUUCCAUGGAAUUACUAGUGGAUUUUAUGGAUACAGAGCAUCUAAGGCUGCACUCAACAUGAUCACCACAAACAUGAGCCUCGAUCUCAAGAAUGACGGAAUCCUAGCAACGGCAAUCCAUCCCGGUUGGGUGAAGACGGAUAUGGGUGGGCCUAACGCUCUGAUUGACACCGUCACCAGCGUGACCAGGGUCAUGGCUGUCAUGGGGAAGCUUCAGGGCGAGGAGGGCACUGGGAAGUUUUACAAUGGAGAUAACGGCGAACUGUUGGGAUGGUAGAUGAUGGCCGGUAGAUUAAAAUUGGCAUUAUAUGUGCUAAUAGGUGGAAACGGGCAUUUGAUGUGCUAAUAGGUUAAAAAAGGAAUUUGAUAUGCUUACAGGUGAAAACUGGAAUGUGAUGUUCUUAAAUGUGCACACUGGCAUAUGAUUGGCUCAACAGUUCUAAAUUGCCAUGUCUAUGUUAAAUGCACGUUCUUAUAUAAUCAUAUUAUUCUGCUUUAAACUAAAAGCUUGUAUCUUAUGAAAUACAAUUGUGAAAUAAAAUUACAGAAACUU
Dreissena polymorpha is the source of this 1080-nucleotide messenger RNA. RefSeq names its product C-factor-like. NCBI's taxonomy places the organism in Eukaryota, Metazoa, Mollusca, Bivalvia, Myida, Dreissenidae. The record is from RefSeq and is a predicted model, not a curated record. Bases 88 to 804 code for a protein of 238 amino acids. The transcript is spliced from 4 exons.